Messenger RNA from Diaporthe citri, 414 nucleotides. RefSeq lists its product as uncharacterized. Gene Ontology annotation, molecular function: structural constituent of ribosome; RNA binding. Gene Ontology annotation, biological process: cytoplasmic translation; ribosomal large subunit biogenesis. Bases 1 to 414 code for a protein of 137 amino acids. NCBI's taxonomy places the organism in Eukaryota, Fungi, Ascomycota, Sordariomycetes, Diaporthales, Diaporthaceae. The record is from RefSeq and is a predicted model, not a curated record. Gene Ontology annotation, cellular component: cytosolic large ribosomal subunit. The transcript has 3 exons.
AUGGCCAAGGUCAACUCCACCCUCCACUCCUCCCGCCGCAAGUCGCGCAAGGCGCACUUCGAGGCCCCCUCCAGCGUUCGUCGCAACAUCAUGAGCGCCCCUCUUAGCAAGGAGCUCCGUGAGAAGUACAACGUCCGCAGCAUCCCCAUCCGCAAGGAUGACGAGGUCCAGAUCGUCCGCGGCUCCAACAAGGACAAGGAGGGCAAGGUCACCUCCGUGUACCGUCUCAAGUACGUGAUCCACGUCGAGCGUGUCACCCGCGAGAAGGUCUCGGGCCAGUCCGUCCCUCUGGGCAUCCACCCCUCCAACGUCGUCAUCACCAAGUUGAAGCUCGACAAGGACCGCGAGUCCAUCCUGGAGCGCAUCAAGGCCGGCCGCGAGGCUGGUUCCAAGGGCAAGGCCGCCGCCAAAUAA